UGGAGUGUGUGGGGGGAGAAAAUCAUUUUAUCCUCACUUCAGGACAUUGUUAUACAAUAGCCUACACACAUGCGUGGUCUUUGUUUUUUUUUCCUCUCCAUCCUGACCCGAGUGUCGCCCACCUCCAGUGGUGUCAUUGGCUUCAUCGGGCACAAUGUCACCUUGCCCUGUAGGUAUGACACUCAGAGUCACGGUGUGCUGAGUUUCUGUUGGGGACGAGGAGAGGUUCCCAGGUCCAAAUGCUCCAACACCAUCCUCUCCUCGGAGGACGGGGCUGUAAACCUCAGGAAGUCCUCCAGGUACCAGCUGCUGGGCAGGGUGACAGAUGGAGAUAUCUCCCUGACCAUCCUGAACGCUCAGUGGAGCGACGCUGGUGUGUAUGGCUGCAGGGUCGAGAUCCCUGGGUGGUUCAAUGACUAUAAAGCCAACACAAACCUGGUCAUUGAGGAAGCUCCUGUGGAACAGGACUGGUCACUUAUUGGUGGGAGACAUAAUGAGCAAUCAGAAACAUGGACAACAUCUGCAGAAGUUGGUGACCCAACACUGGGCAUCAUCAGAAGUGAGGAAAAAUUCAAAGCCUUCCUGAGAGUGGAGAACAUUGCCAGGAUGGGAGCUAUUUUUUUCUCCACCAUAAUCAUAAUCCUCGUCUUUAUUUUCUUAGGGAGAAGGUUUCAGUCAAGGGGGACACUUGAACAUCUCAACGCCUCAGCUGCUGAGAACAUUUAUGAAAGUGUCCCAGUGCCUAAGUGAUGGUCAGCAUCACACCAACAAAGAUUUCUACAAGGAGCUUCUGGCUGAAGAAGUGUCUGCUUGCAAUGUGCUGACGCUUUCCAUCUCUUCAGCUUUAGUGAGAAACCUUUUGAACUCUUAUCUGUUAAACAGUAAGAAGAUUUCUCCAGUGAAGCAGCUUACAGGGUAACACUGUUCUCAGACUGAACGAAAAGGGUAAAUAUUCAUCAGAAGAUGCAAAAAAAAUCCUGCAGAAAAUUAUUUGCUUUUAUUCUCUGUCUGUCUGUGUUUCAUGGCAAAUUUGAUCUCACAGCCCUGAAAAGCUUGUGGAUGGUUUAUACCUGUGGCCACAAUGCCACCUGCUGGACUCUACACAUCAGCAUCAAAAUAUAAGACGGGAUGUUUCUCUACUGAACCUUCAUUAAUGUGAGAAACACGGUUUGGUGUGGAAAGAUAGGACAGAGAAGGAGGAUAAUGAGAGUGUGUAGACUACUCUAUAUUUCUUGUAAGUAAACAAAUAAAUCGUUUUGGACACAUUUUAGCUCCACAUAAAUAACACUUCCACCAUAUUUUUGUCAGGUUAAGAUUAAAAUGUUUGGUUGGCUGGCAAUGACAAUUUAACUAUGAAACACUGAACCAGUUCUCUCCUGCUCCAACUCCUCUUAUUAUUUGGACUCACUGAUCUUGUUCCUGUUUUGCACAUAUAUCUUUCUUUCCCAUGAAUUAAUGUAGCAGUGCAAGAUUAAAGAAAUCACAGGUGGAGGCAUCAGCUGAAAUGCGUCAACAACUACAUGCUUUUGAACCGUUUCUGCUUUAUGCUACUCCUUACAUAACAUUACCUUUAAUCUGCCAAAUUGUGUACCCCAGUGGAAAUCACCUGGUAUUUGGUGCCUAACUACAUUUGACAGGUGUAAUGGUCAACAGAUUAGAUAGACAGACAGGUUAGAAGAUCUAGAGACUAUGACCCUGUAGGCAGACAGUUUAAGAGGUCGCAGCACCAAAAUGUGACAGCCUCGCAGGAACUGCAGUGUCAUCCUGAGCGACCUGAAGCCUUCUUCCAAACACGGUGUGCUUAUACAGGCCAAAACAAAUGAAAAUUAAUUUAUUGAACUGGAAAAUGUGUUUUAUUCUUUUUCAGCUUCAACAAUAGCAAACAUGAAGUCUACUCCUCCUCAGAUACAUUAUAUGUUUGUGAGAACUCCUCAACAUAUUGGAUAUAAUUUGAAGCAAUAACAACAUUCUUCAUUCUUCAACUUGAUGAUAGUAGUUUAAUGUUCAGAUAGUAAUGAGGUUGGGAAACACAGUGUUUACGUUUUACUUUCUCCAGUUCAAACAAUGUCAAAAGUUGAGAUGGCCAGGACCACUGCAGGUUGUGCCACAGUCUGUGAACAAAGUUUCACUUCAGGUGCUCAGUGUCUUUUAAAUGUAGUUUUCAUGACAACAUUGAUGCUGAUAAUGAUUUUAGAACAAGGAAGUCUUCUUGUCUUGGAAAUCACAGCAUUAAGACUUGAAUAUAUUUUCCAUUAAGAUUCACUCAGUGACUCACAGACUUUUUGUUUGAGAUAUUAGAUCAAAUGGUUUUUUUUAGCUAAUUCUAGCCCAACUGUCACGUAGGGGCUACUUGUUUAUAGUUAAAUUGAAAUAAUUUGUCCAUUCAACGACCUGUAGUACAACGUGUGCUUUGUGUUUCUCAAUAAAAAUAUUUGAAAUUAAUUAUA
Molecule: messenger RNA, 2447 nt
Organism: Seriola dumerili (greater amberjack)
Lineage: Eukaryota; Metazoa; Chordata; Actinopteri; Carangiformes; Carangidae
Product: T-cell immunoglobulin and mucin domain-containing protein 4-like
Exons: 6
Coding region: 70-750 (226 amino acids)
Source: RefSeq, a predicted model, not a curated record